AUGGAUUUGGUUAUCCGGUCUUAUCAUGGUCACUUGAGUGGAGUCUAUUGCUUAGCUCUUCACCCAACUUUAGACGUUUUACUAACCGGAGGGCGAGACUCUGUCUGCAGGGUGUGGGAUAUUCGUAUCCAGAGGCAAAGUUUUGCACUCUCAGGACAUGAAAGCACCGUUUGUUCCGUCUUCACUCGUCCAACGGACCCACAAGUUGUAACCGGAUCUCAUGACACGACAAUUAAAUUUUGGGACCUUCGAUAUGAAAAGACAAUGACGACUCUAACACACCAUAAGAAAUCCGUCCGAGCAAUGGCCCUUCAUCCUAAAGAGAAUGCAUUUGCUUCUGCAUCAGCUGACAACACCAAGAAAUUUAGCCUUCCAAAGGGAGAGUUCUGCCACAACAUGCUUAUAUGGUUCUGGGACUGGAAGAGUGGUCACAGUUUCCAGCAGUCAGAAACUAUUGCACAGCCUGGUUCACUGGAGAGUGAUGCGGGUAUAUAUGCAGCGUGUUAUGAUCAGACAGGUUCAAGAUUGGUAACAUGUGAGGCUGAUAAGACGAUAAAGAUGUGGAAAGAAGAUGAGAAUGCAACCCCAGAAACUCACCUUGUCAAUUUCAAACCACCCAAAGGCAUUAUUAGAAGCUUCUAA
This is a messenger RNA of Eruca vesicaria subsp. sativa (arugula), 642 nucleotides long. The record is from the annotation of a GenBank genome assembly. NCBI's taxonomy places the organism in Eukaryota, Viridiplantae, Streptophyta, Magnoliopsida, Brassicales, Brassicaceae.